Messenger RNA from Scomber japonicus (chub mackerel), 2620 nucleotides. RefSeq names its product sclerostin (gene sost). Gene Ontology annotation, molecular function: BMP binding. Bases 128 to 808 code for a protein of 226 amino acids. The transcript has 2 exons. Gene Ontology annotation, biological process: ossification; negative regulation of BMP signaling pathway; negative regulation of Wnt signaling pathway. NCBI's taxonomy places the organism in Eukaryota, Metazoa, Chordata, Actinopteri, Scombriformes, Scombridae. The record is from RefSeq and is a predicted model, not a curated record.
UCUCUCUCUCUGAGUGUCUCCCUCUCUCUCUCUCUCUCUUUUCUUGUUGUGUAAUUUUCUCUCUCUCCCUCCUCUUCUUCUCCUUGUGCGUUAUAUCGCUUUAUUUCUACCGGCCGACCCGUCAAGCAUGCAGGUGUCUCUGGCCCUCCUCGUCUCCAGCUCUGCGCUCCUGGUGCUCCAGGGAUGCUGCACCGCUGUGAAGGGAUGGAAGGUACUUAAAAAUGAUGGCACGGAGAUUUUACCGGAGUACACAGAAAACAGUCGGACGCCCCAGGAGGCAGUACUACAAACGUCAAACGGCAACAGCAACAACAAUAACAACAACAACAACAAUAACAACAACACUAUGAACAACAGGGCGAAGAACGGUGGAAGAGCUGCCAACACAGUUUCCUACAGUGCCUCGGAGCUGAGCUGUAGGGAGCUGCGUUCCACCCGUUACAUCACCGACGGAUCUUGCCGCAGUGCCAAGCCUGUCAAGGAGCUGGUGUGUUCGGGCCAGUGCUUGCCCUCGCACCUCAUGCCAAACUCUAUCGUCCGCGGGAAGUGGUGGAGGAGCAGCGCAUCGGACUACCGCUGCAUCCCGGCUCACUCCAGGACACGGAGGGUCCAGCUGCAGUGUCCUAACGGCAACACCCGGACUUACAAAAUCCGUGUGGUCACCUCCUGCAAGUGCAAGCGCUUCAGGCCCCACCACAACCAAUCAGUGCCGAAAGAGGUGCCCAAGCCGCAGCGCAACAAGAAACACAGUCGUUUGUCUCAAGAUCGGAGCAAGAACAACACGCCGUUGACUGGCAACUCGUAUUGAUGCUGCUCCUCAGCAUCCAAGGACAGAGACCAAAGCGCACUCAUACACACGCACAUGUAACACAAACACACCAACCAACAUUUCUCCUUCAGAUAGCGAGGAGAUGCAAGAGAAAUUUCUACGAGAGCAAAUUCAUAAGCUAAUUGCUGGGCUGAUUUUUUUUUUAAGUGAUCAGUCUCUUUUAUUUUCAGCCACUCGUCAGCAUAUUUGUGAACUUUGCUUAUUUGCAUGACAAACCAUCAAUGUGCCAGGGCUUGCCAACAACGACUGUGACUGGUCAGGAGAUGUAGCAAUAUGUUGGAUAAUAUGAAACAAGUAUCUGAUCACCCAAACAGCUAUAACCCUCCCUGUGCUCGGUUCUUUCUUCCACUCUGACAUACAGUAAACAGAUUUUAAGCAUAAUGAGAAGUCCUUCCUGAGGCUUCAAGCCCACCUGUACAAACAUCCAGCGGAUGCAGAGCUGCACCGCACCACAGCUCCGUUUAAAGCUGAAAAGGUGUAUCUCAGCUCCAAAGUGGUUGUAAUCCAUCUCCUUUUGGCUGUGCGUAGAGGAGAGAUGGUGGCAGCUCUGCGGCCUCUGACGGUGGGAUGUUGACAGGUUCUGAGAGGCCCUGGGCUGCACAGCGGUCCAGGCAGCCUCUCUGACAGCCCACCAAAGGCCACAGUCAUCAAGACAAAACCUUACAGCACUCUCCAAGUUGCAGCAGCCCCAAAACAGGCCUGUGAGUUACAGUAGCACCUUUCCCACGGCAUGAUACAGAAAGUCAGGAGAGACAAGAGAAAAGAGGAAGGAGAGAGAGAAAGCGGUUUUGUCAGCACUAACACCACGGGGGCACUGGGCAUUCCUGUGACUCCUCUUAAUUACUAAAUGAGCCCAUUCCUGUGUUAGGAUUUGAGUCAUAAAAAGCCAUUUCCUCUAGACAUAGCCAGUUCCUGUUUGCUGGAAUCACACACCAAAAAGUGCACAUGUGUGUAGGAGGCUUCAGAAAAUUGUGCGGGGUUGUGUUGUUACCUAGAGGCAGAGCGUUUUCCAGCACGCCCACAGCCGGAAUUCUUUUGUAACGGGCCAAAUAGAGCAGCGAUCAACCAUCCACAGCCAAAAAUUUUUUUUUUUUUUUUUUUGGUCGCCUGCAGGAUUCAAGAUACCUCCACUCCUUUCUGCUCCCAUUCUGUAAAUAGCUCAGACAGGAAAGAUAGGAAUUAAAAAUAGCACGAUGAAGACAAUAUUUCAGUUUUUUAUCAUUGUAUUGACUGCUAAAAUCCGGCAGGAAGAGGAAGUGGCGAUACCCAGCCUGUCAACAUAACCUCCUUCCUCAAGCCAUGCCUCAGAUAGGACUGUACUUCAUGAAGAAUACUCACCAUGUUUCCGCAUAUUGUGUUUACCGCUCAUAUUGCUUUCCUGAUUUCCUAAACUGUACUGACAAUGUUUGCUUCUUUUUCGGAUUGUAUGUUUGAAUUAGCAACUGGAAGGGGGUUUGUCGCAUAAGCUCGAGAGCUGCGAUGCAUAACGUGAUUGUACAUAUCAUACCUGUGUGGUCUAAUGCAGUGGUGCCCUCACUUGUAACGAGGUGUUAUACAUAAAAGAGAAGGAGGGAGGGAGGGAGGGAGGGCUGUUUUCUACAGACACAAAGAAGGACUGUUAUAAAGAAUGAACUGCAUAUUUAUUUUUUAUUUCCACAUUUAAAUUAUUUAUGCAACCUUUUGUAGUAAAUGAUAGCCAUUAUUGUCAUAUAGUAUGAUAGAGACUUUGGAAAUGAAAUACUGUACAGUACAUGAAUAAAGUAAAGUCAGAUAUAUUUGAAAAAAAACAAA